UCGUAGUUUUCAAGUUGGAAUAUCGUGAACGUCGGAUGGACUGCAUUAUCGAUUUUGUUCCAUAACCGUGGUUACUGGAGGUUUUUGGAAGAAUUUGUCUGGUUUUCCUUCCGUUUGUCAACACGGAUCAGCAAAGGAACGAUGAGCGACGGUGGAGGUCAGGUUAGGCAGCGCAAGAAAAGUGCCAGUGAUGGCGGAGGCAAUCGGCCACGUAAAUCGAAGUUCACUUCUUCAACUGGAUCGAGCACCGGUUCAUCGCCAAGCGUCGCCCAACAGCAUCAGAUGUGGGCCCGGCUAGUGCUUAUGGUUGGCAUUGCGGCCAUCGUGUACUUCACGACGUUCCGUACCCGGGAAAAGAAGUUUGCCACCCAACGGGAGGUGCUCGAUCUACGCACCCAACCAUUGGACUGCUCGCGACCCUACCUCGAGGAGAUAUCGAAGUUUGCCGGCUGCAUUCCGGCCAACUGUGGGCGGUUUGUAAGCGACAAGAUAGUCUCCCCGGCCGAGGCAGGCAUUCUGCUCGAUCUCGCCCGGGCUGGCUUCGAGCUGGGUCAGUCGGCCGGUGGGGCGUCCAUACUGGACCUCCACUCCGGUGCCCUCUCGAAGGGCACGCAGUUUAUCAACGUAUAUCGGUUGCCUGAGGCGAAGAAGCUCUUCACCAGCCAACACAUCAACGUGUACCGGCACGUAAAGGACAAGGUGCAGAAGGCGGUCGCCGACAACUUCCGGCUAAACGUGGACUCCCUGCAUCUCACCCACCCAACGUUCUUCUCGCGGCUCACGAACGGCACGGCCAAGACGAUCCACGACGAGUACUGGCACGCGCACGUGGACAAGGAAACGUACAACUCGUUCCACUACACCACGCUGCUGUAUCUGACCGACUACGGGAAAGACUUUGCGGGCGGACGCUUCGUGUUCAUCGACAACGAGGGCAAGCAUAACCGCACGAACGUGUACAUCGAGCCGAAGAGGGCCCGUGUCAGUGGGUUCACUUCCGGCGGGGAAAACAUGCACCACGUGGAGCAGGUCACGAGUGGCGUCCGGUACGCGAUAACCAUUUCGUUCACCUGCGAUCGCGAGUACGCGAUGGCCGAUCCCAAGUUUGCGCUCGAAGAAGCCGGCGAGGAGGACGAGACGAGCGAAACGAAUGCGACCUCGGCCUGAGACAAACCACCGGACACCGUACUGACCAUUCGCACGCUGGAAGA
Messenger RNA from Anopheles coustani, 1211 nucleotides. Its product is annotated as 2-oxoglutarate and iron-dependent oxygenase domain-containing protein 3-like. Gene Ontology annotation, cellular component: membrane. NCBI's taxonomy places the organism in Eukaryota, Metazoa, Arthropoda, Insecta, Diptera, Culicidae. The transcript has 2 exons. The record is from RefSeq and is a predicted model, not a curated record. Gene Ontology annotation, molecular function: oxidoreductase activity, acting on paired donors, with incorporation or reduction of molecular oxygen; L-ascorbic acid binding; iron ion binding. Bases 142 to 1167 code for a protein of 341 amino acids.